AUGGCGAACUUCCGCCUACCUUUCGUGCCACUUCUCUUAUCCAUUGCUUAUCUCUGUGCCUUGAGCAUAUCCACAUCUGUCGACUCGAUCUCAAGACCGCACAUAGUCGAGAACAUCUCUAGCCUUUCGAAACGCCAAGAUGGCAUCUUCUCUGUGCUGGGAAUCGCAGGGUUGGGAGACCGUACAGUGUACCCGCGGCUCGAAAUACGUGACCUGGAAAAGAACCAUCCGGAUCAGUGGAACAUCUUCCUGCUUGGACUGCAGAGGUUUCAAGACAUUGACCAGAACGACAAGCUUUCCUACUUCCAGAUCGCUGGAAUUCACGGUCGCCCAUUUGUACCGUGGGAUGGCGUGAACGGCGAUGACUACUACUGGAGCCGCUACUCUGGCUACUGCACACAUGACAGCAAUAUUUUCCCUACGUGGCACCGACCUUUUCUUGCGCUGUUUGAGGAAAUUCUGUACCUGAAUGCUCGCGAAGCUAUAUCCGAACUAUCAAACGGAGAACUUAAGGACCGGUACAUGAAGGCUCUGCCCUCGUUGAGACUUCCAUAUUGGGACUGGGCCGCCAUUCCCCCAGAAGAAGCAGAGGGAACGCUACCUGCGAGUGUGCAGGCUGACACCGUCAACGUGACCAUGCCGAAUGGCACAGUGACGAUAACAAACCCACUGCACUCGUACAAGUUUCAUCCUAUACCAGAUUGGGAAGCAGAAGGCGAGGAACGCUGGAAGGAAUUCCCUCAGACAGUGCGGGCUCCCACCACGGCAGAUCAGAACGCCCAGAGCAACAAUACCAAAGCCGCUCAGGCACUGCAGGAGAACAGAUCGAGCAUGCAGUCGCGAGUCUACAAUUUGCUUGCUAUGCAGCAUGAGUACCUGAACAUGAGUACUAAACUCAUACCGGGAGAUAGUAUGGAGAGCAUUCAUGGGACGAUCCAUGAUGGGGUUGGUCAGGAUGGAUCGAUGACUUGGCUGUUUUAUUCUGCGUUCGAUCCAUCAUUUUGGUUGCACCACUGUAACGUCGACCGACUGCUAGCCAUGUGGCAAGCUCUGAACCCAAACGAGUGGGUGACAGACUUCACAACCCCAAGUCCCACAUUCUACUCCCCCGCAAACUUCAACGUCAACGGCACUCUCAAACCCUUCCACAAAGACGACAGCGGCAACUUCUGGACGUCAGACGACAUCCGCGACCACACCAUCUUCGGCUACACGUAUCCAGACCUGAUCGAUCUUUCGGGGAACACCACGAAGUUAAACUCCCGCGGCGUCUCCACCUCCCUCAUCGCCCGCGUAAACGCCCUCUACGGCCCCAACGCCUCCCCUCCUAUCCCCCAAACCAAAUCCUCUCCAACCUGA
This is a messenger RNA of Didymosphaeria variabile, 1359 nucleotides long. RefSeq lists its product as uncharacterized. The record is from RefSeq and is a predicted model, not a curated record. The coding region runs from base 1 to 1359 and encodes 452 amino acids. NCBI's taxonomy places the organism in Eukaryota, Fungi, Ascomycota, Dothideomycetes, Pleosporales, Didymosphaeriaceae. Gene Ontology annotation, molecular function: oxidoreductase activity. The transcript is spliced from 6 exons.